ACAUGCACGUGUGUAUAUGUUAAGCAAUGCUGACUGACUUACUGUAUUGUGACUGUAUUCUAAUCUGGCAACUGAAGAACAUGUUAUGGGAGUGGCCUUGUACAAGCCCCGCCCUCUGCCCUGUAAUGUCCUAUUGGUAGGAAUGAGAGGGUGGAAACUCACCUCUAACUGUUCCCUCCCAGUUCUAAAUGAAAGCCCAUUGUGGAAUGCACACAUUCUCUCUCUUACAUGUGUAUACUCACACACCCUCACUCUCCCUCACGUAUGUUCAUCAGGUCCUCUCUCCUUCCUGUUUUUCACAAGUUCCUGCCUUUUUACUGACGCUAGUGUUGUCGCAGACUGGAAGGAGUUCAAGCUUCCCAGGAAUCCCUUGUUUAGGAUUCCUAACUAGGAGGGCUGCACUAAGGAAAGCGCUUUGAAAUCAACCAACACAUGUUUGUUGUGAAGAUCGAGCUGACCAUGCUUUGGAGCUUAUAGGUGUAGCUGACAUUGGGGGGUUGGAAAUUUGGCUUGGGAUGAGGUGAAGUGGGGGUGGAAGAGGAAACCCCAUUCACACAGAGAUCACCCAGCACAAGACACGCUGAGCCGAGAGUUUUCUCUAGUCCUUGGGGAAAACUAGCUUCACAAUCUUCUCCUGAUGGAACUCAGGAGGACAAACGUUCCCAGGGUUCCCAAUAGCUGCUGAAACACUUUUAGAAGAUUUGGUUUAAUUAUGGAAUCACUGAGGGAAUCUAUUCUUCAUUUAACAUUUCAGAUGUCAACGUACAAACGAGCCACACUGGAUGAAGAGGAGCUGUUGGACACCGGCUCCGAUGGGAUCUACCACACCUCUACCAUGCAGGUGGGGCUGCAGCGUGGUCUGGGACUCCGGUGCUGGGCAGAGAAAACCCACACUGAGAGGAAGCUAGUGGUCAUCGUGUGCGCUCUGUCUGUGGCUCUGUUCAUUUGUAUCAUGACUUUGGGUCUGCACUAUAAAGAAUCACAUCCGGGAAUGUGCCUGUCAGAGCCUUGUGUUAGUGUUGCAAGUACGGUCUUGGGGGCUCUUGACCGGUCAGUGGACCCCUGCCAGGAUUUCUACAACUUUGCAUGUGGGGGAUGGGUGAGGAAAAACCCGUUACCUGAAGGCAAGUCCCGCUGGGGUCCUUUCAGCAACUUGUGGGAACACAACAUGGCCAUCAUGAGGAACUUAUUAGAGAAUACCAGCAUGACAAGCCUGAGCAAAGCGGAACAAAAAGCCCAGUGGUAUUACCAAGCUUGUAUGAACGAGAUGAAAAUUGAAGCACUUGGAGCAAAACCACUUCAGGAUCUCAUCAAUCAGACAGGAGGUUGGGGCUUGAAAGGCCCGUGGGAGAAAGAUAACUUCCAGGAGGUUUUACGGACUGUGUCAGCCAAUUUCCGAACCUCCCCCUUUUUCACUGUUUUUGUCAGCACAGACUCAAAAAGCUCCAACAGCAACAUCAUCCAGGUGGAUCAGUCAGGAUUGGGACUUCCCUCUAGGGAAUACUAUCUCAAUAAGACAGCCAAUGAAAAGUAUUUAAAAGCAUACUUGAACUACUUGGUUGAGCUUGGAAUGCUUUUGGGCGGCUCAGAGGAGACCUCUCAGAAGAUGAUGCAGGAGAUCAUAGACUUUGAAACGGCCCUGGCAAACAUCACAGUCCCUCAGGAUGAGCGACGUGACGAGAUGAAAAUCUACCAUAAAAUUCAAGCCAAAGAGUUAGCUACAUUGGCUCCUGCAGUAGAUUGGAUGCCUUUCCUCUCUGCAGUGUUCGCCCCUGUUGCUCUAAAUUACUCUGAACCCGUGGUUGUGUACGCUAAAGAAUACCUCCAGAAAGUCUCAGAACUCAUCAGCAACACCAACAAGAGCGUAUUGAAUAACUACAUGAUCAUGAAAGUGGUGCGGAAAAUGGUGUCCAUCUUAGACCAGAGGUUCCAAGAUGCAGAACAGCGCUUCCUUGAAGUCAUGUAUGGCACCAAGAAGAGCUGCACACCACGCUGGAAACUUUGCACCAGCGACACAGAUAGCGCUCUGGGCUUUGCUCUCGGGGCGCUCUUUGUCAAAGCUACUUUUUCCGAAGACAGCAAAGCUUUUGUUGAAGAUAUGGUCUCCGAUAUCAAAUGGGCCUUUGAAGACAGCCUGAAGACUGUCAGCUGGAUGGAUCCCGAGACAAAAAAAGCAGCCAAAGAAAAGGCAGAUGCAAUAUACAACAUGGUUGGUUAUCCAAAGUUUAUUAUGAACCCCAAAGAGCUGGACAAGGUGUUUAAUGAUUUUGAUGUUGUUUCAGAUCUUUACUUUCAAAACGUCAUGAAAUAUUACAACUUCUCUGCUCGAGUGACUGCUAACCAGCUGAGAAAAGUCCCCAACAGAGAUCAAUGGAGUAUGACUCCACCUACAGUUAAUGCCUACUACAACCCCACAAAGAAUGAGAUGGUUCUUCCAGCAGGCAUUCUCCAAGCUCCAUUUUAUAACCAUGCCUGGCCAAAAGCAAUGAAUUUCGGUGGUAUAGGUGUGGUUAUGGGGCAUGAGCUCACCCAUGCCUUUGACGAUCAAGGAAGAGAGUAUGAUAAGGAUGGGAAUUUGCGUCAGUGGUGGCUAAAUUCUUCAGUGGAGGCUUUUAAACACCAGACCCAGUGCAUGGUGGAGCAGUACAGCAACUACAGUAUAAAUAAAGAACCUCUAAACGGGAAACACACUUUGGGAGAAAAUAUUGCUGACAACGGAGGCCUAAGGGCAGCUUAUAAGGCCUAUAUCAACUGGAUCGAGAAGAAUGGUGAAGAGGCCACUCUGCCUGCCCUUGGAAUGACCAAUCAUCAGCUGUUUUUUGUGGGAUUUGCUCAGGUGUGGUGCUCAGUUCGGACACCUGAAAGCUCUCACGAGGGCGUUAUUACUGACCCCCACAGUCCGUCACGUUUCCGGGUCAUUGGCACCAUCUCCAAUUCCCAUGAGUUCUCUACACACUUUGGCUGCAAGGCAGACUCACCCAUGAACCCCAAACGGAAGUGUGAGCUGUGGUGACAGUGACUCUGUCACUGUAUGGGGGACCGAACCUGGAGCGGUUAUCGCUCAAAAAUCCCAAACAUCCAUCUCAGGUUGCCUAAUCUAGACUGCCAAAAAGCUGGUGGAUUUAUAGUGGAUGACAUAUUUUCCAGCUAUUACUUGCCUCUUAAUGGGGAAUUGGUGUAAAUAGGGACUCCAAGGAAGUCUAUAUAAUGGAGUGUUGUUCUUACAAACAUUCAAAACACUGGAAGUUAGUGGUUAAAUAUAAUGAGAGAAGGAAUUCUCCUUUCUGCAAAUAUGUUUUCUUUGAAUAUGUGCCUUUUUAGCAAAUGCUUUUAUUUUUCUAAUAGGAAAUAAUAUUUAAGUUAUCUGUAUUACAUUGUUGGUGGGAUUUAUUUUUUUUGUCUGUAAUGUUUACCAAUUCUUGCACAACACAUUGUGCAAGCAUAAUACAUGGUUGACAAGUUUUAUAA
This is a messenger RNA of Sinocyclocheilus anshuiensis, 3468 nucleotides long. RefSeq names its product endothelin converting enzyme 1 (gene ece1). Gene Ontology annotation, molecular function: metalloendopeptidase activity. Gene Ontology annotation, cellular component: plasma membrane. Lineage: Eukaryota; Metazoa; Chordata; Actinopteri; Cypriniformes; Cyprinidae. Gene Ontology annotation, biological process: peptide hormone processing. The record is from RefSeq and is a predicted model, not a curated record. The transcript has 18 exons. The coding region runs from base 713 to 3013 and encodes 766 amino acids.